Molecule: messenger RNA, 3732 nt
Organism: Puma concolor (puma)
Lineage: Eukaryota; Metazoa; Chordata; Mammalia; Carnivora; Felidae
Source: RefSeq, a predicted model, not a curated record
AUGCCAUCUUCCUUGCUGUUGGAGGUGCCUGCUCUGGCAGAUUUCAACCGAGCUUGGACAGAACUUACCGACUGGCUGUCUCUGCUGGAUCGAGUUAUAAAAUCACAGAGGGUGAUGGUGGGUGAUCUUGAAGACAUCAACGAAAUGAUCAUCAAGCAGAAGGCAACACUGCAGGAUUUGGAACAGAGGCGCCCCCAGUUGGAAGAACUCAUUACCGCCGCCCAGAAUUUGAAAAACAAGACCAGCAAUCAAGAGGCUAGAACCAUCAUUACUGAUCGAAUUGAAAGAAUUCAGAGUCAGUGGGAUGAAGUACAGGAACACCUUCAGAACCGGAGGCAGCAGUUGAAUGAAAUGUUAAAGGAUUCCACACAAUGGCUGGAAGCUAAAGAAGAAGCUGAGCAGGUGCUGGGGCAGGCCAGAGCCAAGCUGGAGUCAUGGAAGGAGACUCCCUACACAAUGGAUGCGAUCCAAAAGAAAAUCACAGAAACCAAGCAGUUGGCCAAAGACCUCCGCCAGUGGCAGAUAAAUGUAGAUGUUGCAAAUGAUUUGGCCCUGAAACUUCUCCGGGAUUAUUCUUCAGAUGAUACGAGAAAAGUACACAUGAUAACAGAGAACAUCAAUGCCUCUUGGGCAAGCAUUCAUAAAAGAGUGAGUGAGCGAGAGGCUGCUCUGGAAGAAACCCAUAGAUUGCUACAGCAGUUCCCCCUCGACCUGGAGAAAUUCCUUGCCUGGCUUACAGAGGCUGAAACAACUGCCAACGUGCUGCAGGAUGCCACCCAUAAGGAAAGGCUCCUGGAAGAUUCCAAGGGAGUAAGAGAGCUGAUGAAACAAUGGCAAGACCUCCAAGGAGAAAUCGAAGCUCACACAGAUAUCUAUCACAACCUGGAUGAAAAUGGCCAAAAAGUCCUGAGAUCCCUGGAAGGUUCUGAUGACGCAGCCCUGUUGCAAAGACGUUUGGAUACCAUGAACUUCAAGUGGAGUGAGCUUCGGAAGAAGUCUCUCAACAUUAGGUCUCAUUUGGAAGCCAGUUCUGACCAGUGGAAGCGUCUGCACCUCUCUCUUCAGGAGCUCCUGGUGUGGCUACAGCUGAAAGAUGACGAGUUAAGCCGGCAGGCACCGAUCGGAGGCGAUUUUCCAGCAGUUCAGAAGCAGAACGAUGUACACAGGGCCUUCAAGAGGGAGUUGAAAACGAAAGAACCUGUAAUCAUGAGUACUCUUGAGACUGUACGAAUAUUUCUGACAGAGCAGCCUUUAGAAGGACUAGAGAAACUCUACCAGGAGCCCAGAGAGCUGCCUCCUGAGGAGAGAGCCCAGAAUGUCACACGGCUCCUGCGAAAGCAGGCUGAGGAGGUCAACACCGAGUGGGAAAAACUGAACCUGCACUCUGCAGACUGGCAGAGAAAAAUAGACGAGGCCCUCCAAAGACUCCAGGAGCUUCAGGAAGCAACCGAUGAGCUUGACCUCAAGCUGCGUCAGGCUGAGGUGAUCAAGGGCUCCUGGCAGCCUGUGGGUGACCUCCUCAUUGACUCUCUCCAAGAUCACCUCGAAAAAGUCAAGGUGCUUCGAGGAGAAAUUACACCUCUGAAAGAGAAUGUCAGCUACGUCAAUGACCUUGCUCGCCAACUCACUACGUUGGGCAUUCAGCUGUCACCAUAUAACCUCAACACUCUGGAAGACCUGAACACCAGAUGGAAGCUUCUGCAGGUGGCCGUUGAGGACCGCAUCAGGCAGCUGCACGAAGCCCACCGGGACUUUGGCCCCGCGUCCCAGCACUUCCUUUCCACUUCUGUCCAGGGUCCCUGGGAGAGAGCCAUCUCGCCAAACAAAGUGCCCUACUAUAUCAACCACUGUACUAGGCCGUCUUGCUGGAGCCACCCCAAGAUGACAGAAGUAGGAGAGAGUCCUUCUGACCUGAAUAAUGUCAGGUUCUCAGCUUAUAGGACCGCCAUGAAGCUCCGAAGACUGCAGAAGGCCCUUUGCUUGGAUCUCUUGAGCCUGUCAGCUGCGUGCGAUGCCUUGGACCAGCACAACCUCAAGCAAAAUGACCAGCCCAUGGACAUCCUGCAGGUCAUAAAUUGUCUGACCACUAUCUAUGAUCGCCUGGAACAAGAGCACAACAAUCUGGUCAACGUCCCUCUCUGCGUGGAUAUGUGUCUCAAUUGGCUGCUGAAUGUCUAUGACACGGGACGAACCGGGAGGAUCCGGGUCCUGUCUUUUAAGACUGGCAUCAUUUCUCUGUGUAAAGCGCAUUUGGAAGACAAGUACAGAUACCUUUUCAAGCAAGUGGCAAGCUCCACAGGAUUUUGUGACCAGCGCAGGCUGGGCCUCCUCCUGCACGACUCUAUCCAGAUCCCGAGGCAGUUGGGUGAAGUCGCAUCCUUCGGGGGCAGUAACAUCGAGCCGAGUGUCAGAAGCUGCUUCCAGUUUGCUAAUAAUAAGCCUGAGAUCGAAGCGGCCCUCUUCCUAGACUGGAUGAGACUGGAGCCCCAGUCCAUGGUGUGGCUGCCUGUCCUGCACCGAGUGGCUGCUGCGGAAACUGCCAAGCACCAGGCCAAGUGCAACAUCUGCAAGGAGUGUCCGAUCAUCGGAUUCAGGUACAGGAGUCUGAAGCACUUUAACUAUGACAUCUGCCAAAGUUGCUUUUUUUCUGGUCGAGUUGCAAAAGGCCAUAAAAUGCACUAUCCCAUGGUGGAAUACUGCACUCCGACUACGUCGGGAGAAGAUGUUCGUGACUUUGCCAAGGUACUAAAAAACAAAUUUCGAACCAAAAGGUAUUUUGCGAAGCAUCCCCGAAUGGGCUACCUGCCUGUGCAGACUGUCUUAGAGGGGGACAACAUGGAAACUCCUGUUACUCUGAUCAACUUCUGGCCGGUAGAUUCUGCGCCCGCCUCGUCCCCUCAGCUUUCACACGAUGAUACUCAUUCACGCAUUGAACAUUAUGCUAGCAGGCUAGCAGAAAUGGAAAACAGCAAUGGAUCUUAUCUAAAUGAUAGCAUCUCUCCUAAUGAGAGCAUAGAUGAUGAACAUUUGUUAAUCCAGCAUUACUGCCAAAGUUUGAACCAGGACUCCCCCCUGAGCCAGCCUCGUAGUCCUGCCCAGAUCUUGAUUUCCUUAGAGAGUGAGGAAAGAGGGGAGCUAGAGAGAAUCCUAGCAGAUCUUGAGGAAGAAAACAGGAACCUGCAAGCCGAGUAUGACCGUCUCAAGCAGCAGCACGAGCAUAAAGGCCUGUCCCCACUGCCGUCCCCUCCCGAGAUGAUGCCCACUUCUCCCCAGAGUCCCCGGGAUGCCGAGCUCAUUGCCGAGGCCAAGCUCCUGCGUCAGCACAAGGGCCGCCUGGAGGCCAGGAUGCAGAUCCUAGAAGACCACAACAAGCAGCUGGAGUCGCAGUUACAGCGGCUCCGGCAGCUGCUGGAGCAACCCCAGGCCGAGGCCAAGGUGAAUGGUACAACGAUGUCUUCUCCUUCUACCUCUCUUCAGAGGUCAGACAGCAGUCAGCCUAUGCUGCUCCGGGUGGUUGGCAGUCAGACUUCGGAAUCCAUGGGCGAGGAAGACCUGCUCAGUCCUCCCCAGGACACAAGCACAGGGUUAGAGGAAGUGAUGGAACAGCUCAACAACUCCUUCCCUAGUUCCAGAGGACACAAUGUAGGAAGCCUUUUCCACUUGGCAGAUGAUUUGGGCAGAGCGAUGGAGUCCUUAGUGUCAGUCAUGACAGAUGAAGAAGGGGCAGAAUAA